AUGAAGUCGUACGCGCGCAAGAUGUCCGGUGGAGGCGGUGGCCCAAAGUCAGCGGGUGCAUUCGGCGCCUCGGCUGCUUCCUCAACGACGUCUGCUGCCGCUGUAACCGUAACCAAGUUUGGCCAGGCUACCUUCACGUCGAUUCGCCGAAAUGACUAUGAGAAUGGCACAACAAAGUUCGUUCCUCUUCAAAGUACAGUUCAGGAAGGCGCUACUCCAGACGUCAAAAAGGAGCAGAUUGAUGUCAAAACGCCACAACCUCCUAAACCAAAAGUGUUUAAAUUCUUUAAAUCUCGGGCACCUGAAGGCGCCAGCUCUUCACCGGGGAACAAAAGUUCUAUCAACAAUGCCACAACGAAAGCUGUAGUUCUAAACAGUACCUCCAAGGACGCCGGCGUUAAGCGAAUCACCGCUACAAUUGGACGUAAUUCAGUUAACCACAGUAACCGUAAUAGUAGUAAAGGUGAUAAGUCAACAAACCAAUACUCCCAGCCUACUGCCGGUACGACAACUAUCAGCCUAUCACCGACUAAAUCUUGUGAAAUUAAAAUAUGCGGCGACAAAACAUUCAAGAAGGUUAUAUCGCCGACAAAGACGACACAGUUUGUCAUUCGCAAUUCCAAUGUACGCAACGCUACAGUAAAGCCGACAAUGGCUACUCCGACAAAUGUUCUCUCCGUGCCCAGAGGUGUUCGCGCGUCACGAAGACUCAAAGGAAUCGAACCUGAACAUGUGAACAAGUCGAUUCGAAAAACACAAACAGUUCAUUUAGUUUAUGACAAAAGCUCUUCAAGUGCUGCCAGUGUCGACAAUAUUUUUGCUCACGUUGCAAAGGAAAAUAAUGCGAAUAAUGAAAAUGAAGCCCUCACCACAAUGAUUGAAGAAUCUAAGGAUCCUGAUUCUGACGAGGAAGUGGAAUAUGAGCAUAAUGGCGAAACUGGAAAUACUGCCGAAAUGAAUGAUCAUUUAAUGGAACCUUUAGAGUCGGUUGUAGAAAAUGAGAAAGAUGAGGAAGCGGAGAAGGAUGAACAAGAAAAAGAUGUUGAUAAAGGUGAAGGUGAAAAGGAAGAAGAGACUGAAAAAGAAGAAGUUGAAAAAGAACUUGUAGAUGAAGUUUCAGUUGAAGAGGCAACAAAAGUGUCUGAUCAGUUUGUUUCUUCUCAAGAUUACUUAUCUGCAGACUCACAGGCGCUCGACUUUGAAAUGUCUUCUCAAUCCGAAGUAGGUGGUUCUCAGCCAAGUGCCUUUUCAGAUUCUCAGCCAGAAAGCAAGUCAGUGACUGCAAAGCCUAAAAAGAAGAUUUUCUCAAAUCGAGAUCGCAGCAAGGUGGAAUUUAAUACAAAGAGUUUCUUUAAUUCUGCGGUAAAAGAUGAGUUUGACAUGGAUCUGGAGGAUCAACCACCCGCUGGAGCGACUUCCAGUAAUGCUGACAAGAAGAACGGCCAUGAAAAUGAUGAAGACCCAGAUCAGUUCAUUAAGCUGAAGCGAAUAAAGAAGGCACAUCAGUGUCACGAUUUAGGAGAAACUGAACAGUUUGACGAAGAUAUAAAGUACUAUCUGAGUGGAAUUGUGGCGACAAACACCAAUUCAAUGCGUUGUCUUAGCAUUAUUGGCUUGGCACAGAACGCCAUGCGACCCGAGUUCAGGAUGCACCUACGAGCUCAUGAUGAUAUGCCUCGUAUAAUUAAAGCUCUGAUGGACGCGCCGCAAGAUCCUAAUCUGGCUAUUUGCACGGCGACUUUGAUGUUUGUCUACAGUCAAGACCGCCUAACGAUGGAUAUUGAUCCAAAUGCGCUUUCUCUGAUUCUCGACUUGCUGGAGACACGCUCUGAUGAGUGUCAUCAAGCCGAAGAGAAGCAUCGUGUCAAACUAGAAAAGCUAGUUGAAGAGAUGAAAAACAAGGGCCAUGCAAAAUACCUGAAACUUACUGAAAUUACCGCUGGAAAAUUAGCAAUGGAAACCCUGCUUGGCUUAACAUCUAAGCGUGCUGGUGACUGGUUCAAGGUGGAGUUUCGCAAAAUGAAAGGAAUUGACUUUAUCGUCGAUACUGUACUUAGGUGUGCAGAAAACUACGACGAAGAAGGUCAAAUGGUCAAAAUUGAUCGAUGCAUGCAUGUCCUGGAAAAUGUGACUUUUGAUAAUGUUGAGAAUCAACUGUACAUAACUAGUUACAGCGAAAUUGAUGGCUGCAAAGUAGUCGGCUCAUUCACUGGAAUAUUCGAUCUUUUACUGGAAUCUUUUUUCGAGCUACCCAACAUUAUCAUUAUUGAUCAACGAUUUGACUUGAUGGUGAUAAUUUUGUGCCUUUGCGUUAACCUGGUAGAGUUUUGUGAGCACAUACGAGAAAUCGUCAUGACAUCAGAGGAUAACAUGACUCGAUUGAGUGAAUUUCUUUUCAAGAAAAUUGAAGAAGCCGCUCAGGUGGAGCAACAAACUGAUCAUCUCUUGGAAUCACACGAAACUGUACCGAUGACUGAAGCAAUGCAAGACAAUCUGCUGACACAAA
This is a messenger RNA of Rhagoletis zephyria (snowberry fruit fly), 2506 nucleotides long. The record is from RefSeq and is a predicted model, not a curated record. NCBI's taxonomy places the organism in Eukaryota, Metazoa, Arthropoda, Insecta, Diptera, Tephritidae.